CGGACACAUGGACAAAGCAUCUGACGGAGACAUGAGGACACACACAUACCAUCACAGGACAGGACCUCAGAUGAAGCAGCGGGUUCGGUCCUGGCGGGCUUUGUCCUCCAUGUUGGCUCCACCCCCGCCCAGCAGGUGGCGGUGUGAACCUGUAAAGUUGUUUCGCUAUGAAACAGAGAAGAGGAAGAGACGGAGCUGCAGCGUGUCAGCGACCCGCCACGGAGCAGUGAUGGGUGAGUCUCGGAUCAUCGUGGAGGAGCUGCUGGCCCUUUGUCUCCAGAGGAUCACCAUGGAGGAGGACGCCCUCAGUGCUGAACGAGAGUUUGUUGAAGUGGUGAGAAACUUCGAGGCGGUGAGGAAGCGGUGGAUGCAGGCCGAGCUGGAGCUGAAGAAGUACAAAGAGCUGCUGGUGAAGUCUGACGUGGCCAAAGCUGCUCUGGAGGUCAAACUGAAACACGCUCGGAACCAGCUGGACGUGGAGAUGAAGAAACGUUACAAGCUGGAAGCUGACUACCAAUACCUGCAGAGACAGAUGCAGCUCAUGUGUGACAUCCUGGUCCACGACAGUAAAUCCAGCGCCUGUCUGAACGAGGAGCAGAAAUCUCUUCUGGCCACGUUUGAACACAAAGGAGGAAACGUGACUCUGCACAGGAGCAGCAAGAGCAGGUUGUCUGUGAUCGACGAGUCUUCGUUCCUGUCGCACUCUGACAUCAGCUACGAUCGGACGGACGACGACGUGGAUCUGGACACGACUGUGAUUAAACCUCUGAGAUCUCGAGCCAGAGAAAAGAGGCGCUCAUCCAUGGGGCCGGCGGCCGGCGUUCAGGGGGGGAAGCGAGGCCGAAGCAGCGCUAACGUGUCUGCAGUAGAGAAGGAGGUGGAGACGGUAGUGAAGGCGUCCGUGACGACUCCUGAGACCGGAGGUCAGAUCCACAUGGUGCUGGGAAUCACACAGGAGACCCCUGAAAACCUGGUCCGGACCAUCACCCAGGAGUGUGCUGUCUCAGUGGGAGGAGGGGGAGGAGGGGGAGGAGGAGGGGGAGACCAAACCUCAGUGUGGUUUCCCUGCGACGAGCCUCCGACUGAGCCUGAAACCGAAGCUAAGCCUGAGCAGAGCUCCGCAGCCGGAGCGGCUCGUCCCCGCAGAGCCGAGAAAACCCAGAAACACCUUUUCCUUUCAAAAACGGUGAUCCGGCCUGAGACGUGCUCGCCGUGCGGUAAAAGGAUCCGCUUCGGGAAGAUGGCGGUGAAGUGCAGAAACUGCCGCGUGGUCGCUCAUCCAGAGUGCAAACUAAGGUUCCCGGACGGCUGCUCGGCUGCUUCGGCAGGAAGUUCAGCUCAGACGGACUCGUUGGAGGGUUUCGCUCCUGUGACUCGUCCCAGAAUUCCCCGUCUGAUCACAGACUGUGUGGCUGAGAUUGAACGAAGGGGUUUGGAGGAGAGGGGCCUGUACAGAGUCCCUGGGGGGGAGCGUGUGGUGAAGGAGCUCAGAGAUCGCUUCCUUCAGGGGAAAACUCCGCUGGUGCUCAGUAAAGUCCACGACGUCCACGUGCUGUGUGGACUGCUCAAAGACUUUCUGAGGAAGCUGAGGGAGCCUCUGAUCACGUUCCGGCUGCACAGGACCUUCAUGGAGGCUUCAGAGCUGCCUAAUGAGGACGGCAGCUCCGCCGUCAUCUGCCAGGCCAUCGCCGAGCUGCCGACGGCCAACAGAGACACUCUGGCUUUCCUCAUGCUGCACUUACACAAAGUGAUGCGCAGCCCCCGCUGUGAGAUGGACCGGAAUAAUCUGGCUCGGGUCUUUGGACCAACCAUCGUAGGACACGGGAUGUCUGAGCCGUCUCCGUCGACCAUCAUGAGAGACACAAACACGCAGCCGAAGGUUAUUUGUCGGCUGCUGUCCCUCCCUGAGGACUACUGGAGACGUGUCCUCGCUGUCCAGACGGACAGCGAGCAAAUCUCAGCCUCGUCCUCCACCAAUAAGACCUGCAGCCAGGACAAUGGACAUGGUCGGUUGUUUCAGCCUUUGACGUCUCCAGAGCUGAACAGUUACUACAAAACUCCCAGCAGAGGAUCCCUGAGAGGCAGGAUCAGGAACCUGGGACAUGCUUUCACCAGCAGCGGUCGAGUUGAACCAGGACUCCCAGCUCCCAGGAGGUUUUUCACAUCCCCCAGCUGAACCCCGCCCACCUGUACAACCCCCCCCGCCUGUACGACCCCCCCGCCCGCCUGUACGGCUGCAGGAAGUGGGC
This is a messenger RNA of Toxotes jaculatrix (banded archerfish), 2249 nucleotides long. Its product is annotated as rac GTPase-activating protein 1. Bases 8 to 2176 code for a protein of 722 amino acids. NCBI's taxonomy places the organism in Eukaryota, Metazoa, Chordata, Actinopteri, Toxotidae. Gene Ontology annotation, biological process: signal transduction. The record is from RefSeq and is a predicted model, not a curated record. The transcript is spliced from 17 exons.